AUGUGGAACCCUCUGUAUCUCAGUAGUGAGGAUCAGGAACAGUUAAAGAAACAACAACAGCAGCAGGGUCUGCAACAACGAUUGCAUCAGAUGGAGAGACGACAGUCUCAAUCCCAAAGAGCCCAGCAUCAGCAGCAUUCUCAACAGCAUCAGCAGCCACAACAACAGGUCCAGUUCACGUUUACCAACCCAUGGGGCAACAAUGAAGAUUUAGAUCCUUAUUAUUCUUCUUCAGCUGGUGCUAGUAGUACAGGACUUGAUACCUCAGAAACUAAUCCACUGCUGGCAGCUGAAUACGGCGGCGAUGGAUUUGACACAUACAGAAGGAAAUCAAGUUUGGUAAUACCACCUGCAAGAGCCCCAAAUCCUAAUCCAUUUGAAUACGACGAUAGGAAUGCAUAUGCUGGUGUAUAUGAUCCACAACGGCAAAAUCAGAUUCGUAAUAUGUUGCUGGCCCAACAGCAGCAACAGUUAGCGGGUGCAAGAUUUGUUCCAUCUUCAUUCUAUGGUGCCGGUGGAGAUUUACACAGAAGGCAAAGUGUAGCUGCUGUUCAUUAUCCACCAAGUGGGCCUACAAAUUUAGCAUCACUUGGGGCGCCCACUAACUUUACACCGGCGGCUGGCGCAGCUACUAAUAUGACGCCGUAUCGUAGGCUAAGUUGUUAUCCACCAAGCACAAGUCCCACUGCAUCUUUACAGCCUCCUUACAAGCAAUUGAGAAGAGAUGCUGGUGCUCAAGGAGCUAUGGUGGGAGCCCCUUCUCCACAACAAGUCAAGAUUCCGCAAAUGCAAAAAUGUAAUUCUAAAUCGGAGUUAAAACCAACUUUAAACGCGACUCCGAAAUACAGACGUGCAUCCUUGAAUUCUAAAACUAUUUCACCAGUAAUUGCAUUGACUAAGGGAUUAAUUACUACUUAUUCAUUAUGUUCUCCAGAUUUUUCAUAUCAAACUUCCAAAAAUCCCAAGCGAGUAUUGACUAAGCCUAAUGAGGGAAAGUAUAACGGCGGUUACGAUAACAUCAAUAGUGAUUACAUCCUAUACGUGAAUGACGUGUUGGGAACUGAACAGAACAGGAAAUAUUUGGUUUUAGACAUCUUGGGUCAGGGUACUUUUGGUCAAGUGGUUAAAUGUCAGAACAUCUUGACCAAAAAAAUCGUUGCAGUUAAAGUGGUUAAGUCUAGAGAAGAACACCUAACUCAAAGUAUUACAGAGGCAAGGAUUUUAGAUUUACUCAACACAAAAGUGGAUCCCAUGAAUAAACAUCACAUUCUACAAAUGUACGAUACUUUUGUUCACAAGAAUCAUUUAUGCCUUGUUUUCGAGCUAUUAAGCAACAAUCUUUAUGAGCUUUUGAAACAAAACCAGUUCCACGGUCUUUCUAUGCGUCUGAUUAGAACUUUCACAGCUCAGCUUUUAGAUGCUCUAUGUGUGCUCAAAGACAGUAAAUUGGUUCACUGUGAUUUGAAACCGGAAAACGUUUUACUGUGUUCACCAGAUAGGCCCGAUUUGAAAGUUAUUGAUUUUGGAUCAUCUUGUGAAGAAAGAAGGACCAUUUAUACCUAUAUUCAAUCGAGAUUUUAUCGUGCACCUGAAGUUUUAUUUGGUAUACCGUAUUCCACCAGUAUUGAUAUGUGGUCAUUAGGGUGUAUUGUAGCCGAACUGUUUUUGGGGAUCCCUAUUUUGCCAGGUGUAUCGGAAUUUAACCAAGUGAGUAGGAUUGUAGAAUGCCUUGGGUAUCCACCAGUAUGGAUGAUGGAUAUGGGUAAAAAUACUAGUAGGUUUAUGAAGAAAGAUGAUACAUUAGAAGAAGGAUUAUCGUUUGCAGAUGGUGAUGAUGGCCGUCUGGGUUCACCGACUAUGAAAUACAGAUUAAAGACUGUGGAUGAAUAUAAUCAAGAGUAUUCCUCUAAUGAGCAGCCAAGCAAGCAAUACUUUAAGUGGACAAAGAUGCCAGAUAUCAUAAAAAAUUACCGCUAUUCCAAAAAGAUAAAAGGUAAUCCGGAGUUGAUUGAACAAGAACAAAGGGAUAGAGAUUGUUUGAUCCAUUUCCUAAGGGGUGUCUUAAAUAUCAAUCCUUUGGAAAGAUGGACUCCACAGCUGGCAUCAAUGCAUCCGUUUGUCACCCAACAACCAUUCACUGGAGAAUGGUAUCCACCAGGCACAUUACAAUCUACUGCUACCAGCAAUAGUACUAAUGAUAGCACUAUCCCUCCAGGCAUGAAUAAAAAUAUUGGCAAUAUAAAGCAUCCGUCACUACAAGAAGGUACGGCCAAGGAGUUUGAUAGACUUAGAAUAGGUGAAGACUAA
Messenger RNA from Zygosaccharomyces rouxii, 2307 nucleotides. RefSeq names its product serine/threonine protein kinase YAK1 (gene YAK1). The coding region runs from base 1 to 2307 and encodes 768 amino acids. Gene Ontology annotation, biological process: peptidyl-serine phosphorylation; peptidyl-threonine phosphorylation. The transcript has a single exon. Gene Ontology annotation, cellular component: cytoplasm; nucleus. The record is from RefSeq and is a predicted model, not a curated record. NCBI's taxonomy places the organism in Eukaryota, Fungi, Ascomycota, Saccharomycetes, Saccharomycetales, Saccharomycetaceae. Gene Ontology annotation, molecular function: protein tyrosine kinase activity; ATP binding; protein serine/threonine kinase activity.